Molecule: messenger RNA, 1782 nt
Organism: Anopheles stephensi (Asian malaria mosquito)
Lineage: Eukaryota; Metazoa; Arthropoda; Insecta; Diptera; Culicidae
Exons: 2
Coding region: 152-1327 (391 amino acids)
Cellular component (GO): neuron projection; membrane
Molecular function (GO): G protein-coupled receptor activity; peptide binding
Source: RefSeq, a predicted model, not a curated record
GCGUACGACUGAGCCGCUAGGGUAAACAGUGCCAUAGCAUGCCGCUUAGUUUCAAUUCAAAUGUGCCUGCGUACGGAUCGCACGCGUCCGGAUCACACGAUCGUUGUUCUCACUGGCGAUUUCACGGCGUGUUUAAUUGGUGCUGGCAACCAUGGACGAUGAUUACACCUCAAUCGAAGAUUAUUUCAGCAGUGAAGUGUUGCACACAACGCGUACGAGUGACUACGAAGAUCGGCUGAGCAACAAAUCAAUAUCGAAAGUAUCCGGCGAUGAUCCCGCCGAGCUGGUGUUCCUGUACGUCUUCAACGCUGUGAUCGUGGCGACGGGAAUCGCGCUUAAUCUCGUGCUCAUUAAAGGAAUCGUUGGCGCCAAAUCUAGUGGGGCGCUCUCCUUUGUACUGCAGAUAGCGCUUGUCGAUGUCCUCACGCUACUCGCAAGCAACUGGGAAAUGUAUUACAACCUUCGGCAGACUUGGAUUUUUCCCAGUGAGCAUUGCACACUGUACUGUGGACUGGACGCGUUCACCAGUGUUGCGAUCGUGUAUUUCAUCGUUGGUCUUAACUUCCAUUCCAUCUCGUCGUACAAUCUGGCAGUGGAUUUGGCAAAAAAUGCAAUCAUCACACCGGACACCGAGAGUGGUGCAGAAUCGUUGACGGAGGAAAACAGCUACGAGGUGACCACGGAUACGAUAUCCCAGAAGCGAUCGCUAACGAUCGACUAUCGGUACAAGAAGCGACGCAUCAGUGUACGGCUUCCGAUUCUGCUUGUGUGGUUUAUAGCGGCGUCCGAAUCCUUGCCACUGUUCCUGUAUGCCGAUGUUACUACGGUUGCACCCACCGGUAGUGCGGACCGGCCGUCCACACAGUAUUGCACGGAACUGACACACAGCAUGGUUAGUCACAACAUCGUCAGCUUCAUGGUCAUCGUAAUUCGCAUCAUACUGCCCACCGUUGCGCUGGUGAUAACGCUCAUCCAAGCGGUGGUCAAGUUUUACCGAGGGAAACAUUUCACACAACCAGACGAAAUAGAGGAAAAUGUGGCAUUUUCUUUAAAAGUGUCCAUGUUCUUGUCACUCUCCUACGCCCUAUUUUCCAUGCAACGAUUGUACGGAUCUCUGCUGCAAGAAAUUAUGCUCCAGCCAAAUGGCGCUCCAAAGUAUCCCAUUUUUAGUCCAUUCCUGGGACUCUCGUUGGCGGUGCUUCACUUUUCGGCUUCUUUUAUACGACCGUUAGUAUUGAUCGUAAUGUGUAAGCAAAAGAGUAAUAAUGUCGACAUCGUUUUUACAUGCCAAAGCAGAUCAGCUGAUAAUGGAAUAUCUUUGCAGUAGCUAUUCUCAGCUAUGGAGAACGGUUAUUAGGCAGGCUACAAUCGGACGCACACUCUUUUGCUCCUGUAAGUCUCUUUCGUGUGUAAUGUACAGGAUCUAGUCAAAUACAAAAGCCAUUUCAGAGAAGAAAACAAUGGUUUUAUUUUGGAAUUACAUUUAAGCUAGCUAAAAUAUCAUUUGACUUGCGUACUAAAAUGUUUUAAGCAAUUGUACGCUACAGUACCAAAUAAUUGUUUGAUCUGAAUGUCACUUAAUAAUCGAGCUAAAAUGGCUUAAUAUCCAACCACUGAAUCGCAUUUUCGAAAACAAUUCUAGUGACAAAAAAAUCAGUAUAAUUGUCCAGUUACUAAAAAGUUUAUUAAAAUUUGCCUUGUUUAGAUCAAUUCAACCAACUUUUUCCAUUGAUAACAUUAAUUCAUUUGAAACCUGCUGAAACUGCUAUUUUGAAUAGCAAA